Molecule: messenger RNA, 2400 nt
Organism: Kockovaella imperatae
Lineage: Eukaryota; Fungi; Basidiomycota; Tremellomycetes; Tremellales; Cuniculitremaceae
Product: ribonucleases P/MRP protein subunit POP1-domain-containing protein
Exons: 7
Coding region: 74-1996 (640 amino acids)
Biological process (GO): tRNA 5'-leader removal
Cellular component (GO): ribonuclease MRP complex; nucleolar ribonuclease P complex
Molecular function (GO): protein binding
Source: RefSeq, a predicted model, not a curated record
GGCUACGCGGAGGUCGCCGCUCAAAAGUUGAUCGGUCAAUUGUCGAACUCUGCUCUUGAUACCAUACACCACCAUGGCCAAGGCAGAAUCCUCACGAGAUGGCGCACGACGGCCUCUCAAGGUCAUCCAGAAGACCUCUGAUUUGCUCCGAAAGGGCAAGCAAAAGGCACCAGUGGAGAGAACUAUGCCAGACAGCAUCCAAGUCGAACGGUUUGCCGAGACCCGAGCGAUGGAGAUUAUGGCUUUUCAGAAUGCUAUAAGAUCUGCAGCAGAUCAGGGAAGUAGUCGCGUGUUUCAAUCUCUGCCUCGACACCUCCGCCGUCGAGCUGCCUCACAUAAUCCACGACGUGUACCAAAAAGAUUGCGGUACAAGGCUGCCCUGGAAAUUGCGCCUGGGGAUGAUAUUGCAAAGGUCCAGCGUAAGAAAGCUCGCCUAAGGGCAAAAGGGAAUCUGCACGGAGAGUCGAGGACAGAACAGUUGUUGAGACGGCAAGUCGACAAGAAAUGGCUCAGAACGCACAUGUAUCAUGCAAAGCGUUUCCACAUGACCAAUAUCUGGGGCUUCCGACUGCCCGUGACACCAACGCUCAAAUCGUUCCGACCAGCAUAUCGCGCUACCCGGCGGAAAGUGCUCGCCAUGGAUGUCAGCUAUUACGGGGUCAUACAAGUGGAAGGGGAGAGGGAGGCUGUUCUCAGACUCCUUGGACGGAUGACGGGUGGUGUCUUUGCGGGUCCAAAGUACGAGUCUGGAUCGAUGCUGGCAGAAUCCAUGCUGUAUCAUCCUGAUGAGUUCCCGUACCGUCUCAUUGGACCGGCUCAGAUCUUGUGGCAGAAAGGCUCGAAGCGACUCUGGAUCAGGCUGCACCCAUCGAUCCUCAGCGAGGUGCUAGAGGUUCUAUCCACGCACGACGCCUCCGUAUCCGACCUGAGUGACGAAUUGGGCAGCUUUGAGCUCUUUGGACCCGAAUCGGGCAAGCUCAUGAGGCGGGUACUCAGAGUCGCCGGGCGUGGUAGCUUGGAUGAUCUAGGCGAUCCCAAGCAGGUAGCCCAUGGGAGGGUGAUGGCGCUGAGGAUACAUGAUCCGAGGCUUAGUUUUCCACCUCGAACGGUCAACGAUAAGGAUACAAGGGUGUCUGAUGAUGGGGUCGUGCGGAAUGCCUAUCAAGCCCACCGUAGUGUGACUGGCCUCUGGGAGCGUUCGAAUCGCCUCUGCACUCCAAGAUACAAAAAGUCUGAUCUCGACCAACGACGCAGAGUUCAAUCCAAUCCGGGCCAGAGACUCCGCCCCACAAGCCGCGACGAUGUUAUCUCCAUUCUCAUCAUCGGCUUGACCGACCGGUAUCUCCUCCUCUUCCCUCCGGCAUGGAGCAUGCCCCUACUCCAUUCCAUCGCGCACAUCGGUACACUCAUUGGCGCGCUGCAAGAACGCCGGGCGCAUAUGCGAGAGCUUGCCGUACCGAGCUUUCCAGAACACUAUGGGGCGACUUGUCGAGCAGGCAAGAUCUGGGAGGAUGCUAAAGCUGUUGAGGAUCGCGAAAGAUGGAGUCGAAAGCCGCCGGGCAAGCGAGUCCACCGAGAGCUGUGGCAGCCCAACUGGGCAUCUGUCUUCCAACUGUCAGAGGAGGACGCGAUCAAUGGUCCGACGCUCUGGGUCUGGCCCAGUGAGCUUAAGGAACACACCGGCGAUGUCAAAGUCUUGGCAGCUUUUCGACAAGCGAGAGGUAUGUCAUCGCGAGAGAUCCACCUGGCAAGCGCAGUGAUCAACGUCAAACUUGAAAUGCCUGAACGCGGAUCCCCGGGGUCAAUGGCUGAAAUCUUGCCACUCGACGACGCCACGGUGAUAGGCUGGACAACAACAGGCAACUAUUCAAUGACUCGGGGAGGUGGCUUCGCUCUGGGUCAGAUUGCCUUGAGUGCCUGGCUCAAGCUCGACGGAAGAGUGAGGAUACGGAACCCCGGCGGGGUGUUCCGGGAGGCCCAUGUGACAGUGGUCUAGAAUGAUGAUGAUGAUGUGCACGGCAUCCUGCGCUCAUCUGAUCAAGCGUCGGUCUUGAUUGGUGAGGAUAGUGCGGUAUCCUUCCUCCUCCGUUCGCUCUCCGAAGUGGGCCAACAUCCCGAUGUAGAUGUAAAUAAAAACGUCGGGAAAGGUUGGAUUGCCACGGGACGGGUGUAGAGCAUCACGACGGAGGCAGAGGUGGGAGUAGCGCUUGUCCACACCGUGGACUCACUCGACACCCUGGACAGGUUUAUGGGCAAGCACAUCCUUGGGACCGAGACCUUCAAAGAUGCAGAGGAGUGGACAACUGCGCGAGGAUUCAAAAAGCGUGGGCACGUAUACAUACAGACAUACCUACAGCUCUCAUUGUCGUCAUCUCGUGUGCAUUGCAAUACUACGAGGGC